AGCGACCGAAUGUCGCAGCGCCCCGGCGUGGGGGCGUGUCUUCCGGACGCGCACUUCCGCUUCCGGUUGCCAGAGACGUCUUCAAUCGCGUCUUUGCGCUCUGCCGUCGCAAUUGUGUUUUCGGCAGGUUCCAGGCGGCUCGAGCACGGGACAGAAUGAUCGAGGUUGUGUGUAACGACCGUCUGGGCAAAAAAGUCCGUGUUAAGUGCAACACGGAUGACACCAUCGGGGACCUCAAGAAGCUGAUUGCGGCCCAGACGGGAACCCGUUGGAACAAGAUCGUGUUGAAGAAGUGGUACACGAUUUUCAAGGACCACGUGUCUCUGGGGGACUAUGAAAUCCAUGAUGGGAUGAACUUGGAGCUUUAUUAUCAGUAGAGCCGAAUCGCCCGCCCUUCCCGUCCCCCCUGCCCCCCACUUGCCUUUUCCUACCACCCUGGCCCCCCUCGCUGGUAUGGCCGCCUGGCCUCCUGUUUUUAAAAAGAAAAACCCAUGGUAAUAAAAAUGCAAAAGUU
Sorex fumeus (smoky shrew) is the source of this 514-nucleotide messenger RNA. It is a transcript of the gene UBL5, whose product is annotated as ubiquitin like 5. Lineage: Eukaryota; Metazoa; Chordata; Mammalia; Eulipotyphla; Soricidae. Gene Ontology annotation, cellular component: cytoplasm; nucleus. Gene Ontology annotation, biological process: mRNA splicing, via spliceosome; protein modification process. Gene Ontology annotation, molecular function: protein binding; protein tag activity. The transcript is spliced from 5 exons. The coding region runs from base 156 to 377 and encodes 73 amino acids. The record is from RefSeq and is a predicted model, not a curated record.